AUGGAACGCCAGACUGCGAACAUGCGCGAAGCCGUUCCUGUGGAUAAGAGGGUCGCCGUUGCCCUUUAUAAGCUUUUUUCAUCUGCCGAGGAGAGGACAGUCGCCCACUUAUUUGACAUGGGCAGAUCCACGGUCAACAUCAUUUAUCUCGAGUUCUGCGAAACCGUGGUGGCAUCAUUGGAACAUGAGUGGGCCAAGAUGGUAACUGGAAAUGACAUGGAGAACCACAUCGGGGAAUUCUAUGCUUCCACCGGAUUCCCGCAAGUUGUCGGCGCUCUGGACGGAUGCCAUUUUCCGGUUUCUCCGCCAAAGGAACACGCCAGCGACUAUAAAAAAGGCUGGCACAGCGUGAUACUGCUCGCACUGGCGCACCACUGUUACGUGUUCCGGUACACAAACGUUGGAUCACCGGGAAGAUGCCAUGAUGCACAUGUCUUCCACCAGUCAAGCCAGUCUCGCCUUGUUUCGGGGCCCACAUUCAGGCACCCAACCACCCUGAUAAGCGGCGUUGCUGUGCCCCCACUGAUACUUUGUGAUCAGGCAUUUCCCCUCACGCCGAACCUUAUUAAGCCAUUUGCGAGCACAAGCAGCUCUGAAGAGCAAAAUCAUUUCAACUAUCGGCUAUCGAAAUCUCGCAGAAUAGUAGAAAAUGCAUUUGGGCGGCUUAAAGCCCGUUGCAGGUUUAUAAUGAAGAGAAUGGAAUGUGACAUCAGCAAUGUGCCGCUUAUAAUAAGGGCAUGCUGUGUACUGAAUAAUAUUUGCGAACACUUUGGUGAUGCUGUAUCGCAGCAGUGGAUUGGUGAGGCGCAGCUGUACGACACAAUAUUUCAGCAGCCAACACCCACUAUGGAUGCACUCAUCGCAACUGGAAAAAACAUUCGAGCUGCAGUUUCCAUGCACUUUCACCAACACAUGGACCACUAG
This is a messenger RNA of Dermacentor silvarum, 924 nucleotides long. RefSeq lists its product as uncharacterized. The record is from RefSeq and is a predicted model, not a curated record. The coding region runs from base 1 to 924 and encodes 307 amino acids. The transcript has 2 exons. NCBI's taxonomy places the organism in Eukaryota, Metazoa, Arthropoda, Arachnida, Ixodida, Ixodidae.